Messenger RNA from Python bivittatus (Burmese python), 5635 nucleotides. Lineage: Eukaryota; Metazoa; Chordata; Lepidosauria; Squamata; Pythonidae. The record is from RefSeq and is a predicted model, not a curated record.
GAGGAGGCUGAGGGAUCUAGAACAGAUCAGGGAUUCUCGCUGAUAGUUGAGAAGACAGCAGACUACCCUGCUCCUGAGUACUCUCUGGUAGAAGAUGCGGCCCUCCACUUCACUUGUUUGAUGGACAGGCUGAAUGAGCAACGCCUCUUCCAGCCAGACCUGUGCGACGUGGACAUUGUCCUGGUGCAACAGAAGAGCAUCUUCCCAGCUCACAAGGGGGUCCUUGCAGCCUACAGCCAGUUCUUUCACUCUCUCUUCACCCAGAACAAGCAGCUCCAGCGGGUGGAGCUCUCCCUGGAGGUGCUGACCUCCCUCGGCCUUCAGCAGAUCCUGGAUUUCAUCUAUACCUCGAAACUGCUAGUCAACGCCUCCAACAUUCAGGAUGUCCUGAAUGCAGCAUCUGUCUUGCAGAUGAGCAGCAUUGCCUCCUCCUGCCAGGAGCUCAUCAGCACCCGAGCUCUCAGCUUAGCCAUGACCAACAAUAUGGCCUUGACUCCAGACGACUGUAGCAAAACUGGGCCACCUCCCCAGUUCUACUGUGACAUCAAGCAAGAAAUGGAUCCCCCACAUCCCAAGAUCUUCGCCCGAGAAGGGAACAUCCCGUAUUCUGUGCGGGUGGAGGAUGGCAACCAGAACCAUCCUGCCGUGGCCAGCAAGAAGUUCUACAAGGAGGAGAAGAGUGGUGUUCCUCCUGUCUGCAAGAUGGAAGGGGACACGUCUGAGGCGCACUUGGCCAGCCGAGGCUCCUACAGCCGUGGUGAGCAAAUCAUUGUGGAGGUCAACCUUAACAACCAGACCCUCAAUGUCUCUAAAGGCACAGAGGGACAGCCCUCGGCUGCUGACCAAGUGGCUACUGUGGCCACAGAGGCUGGGCAGACAGAAGGAGAAGGGCAUUCCUCUGUGGGGGAUCGAGAGCAGGAAAACGGGGGCAGGGAAGAUGAAGAUGAGGAUGCAGACGUGGGGGAUGAAGAUGAGCACUCUGAAGAGGAAGACCUGGAAGAUACCUCUGAAGAGGAGGAAGAGGAGGAGGAGGAAGAGGAGGAAGAGGAGGAGGAAGAGGAGGAAGAAGAGGACAAAGGGGACAAUGACAGUAAUGACACAGUGGAUGAGAUCAAAGGGGAGAAGGCUGGAGCACCCCACAGGACUAGACAACUUGCCAAGGCCACCAAGUCAGCUGUCUCCCAAAAAGCCACUGAAGUUGCCACAAUGAUGGAAGAAGGAGGAGAGGAGGAGGAGGAAGAGGAAGAGGAAGCAGCCGAGGAGGAAGGGGAGGACCAGAGAGGCAAGAAGCAGAAGAAGGAACAGGAUAGCCAUGGCCAGAAGGUGAAGCUGGAGGAGAAGCAGCAUUACCCCUGCAAGAAGUGCCCUCGGGUUUUUAACAACCGCUGGUACCUGGAGAAACACAUGAACGUCACGCACAGCCGCAUGCAGAUCUGUGACAAGUGUGGCAAGAGGUUUCUGCUGGAGAGCGAGCUACUCUUGCACCAUCAGACAGACUGUGAGAAGAACAUUCAGUGCAUUACUUGCGGGAAAGCUUUUAAGAAACUCUGGUCCCUGCACGAGCAUAACAAAAUUGUCCACAGUUAUGCUGAGAAGAAGUUCUCCUGCGAGAUCUGUGAGAAGAAGUUCUACACGAUGGCACAUGUGCGGAAACACAUGGUUGCUCACACCAAGGACAUGCCUUUCACCUGUGAGACGUGUGGGAAAUCGUUCAAGCGCAGCAUGUCUCUGAAAGUACAUUCUCUCCAGCAUUCGGGUGAGAAGCCAUUUAAAUGUGAGAAUUGCAAUGAGAGAUUCCAGUAUAAGUACCAGUUGCGCUCUCACAUGAGUAUCCACAUCGGGCACAAGCAAUUCAUGUGCCAGUGGUGCGGGAAGGACUUCAAUAUGAAGCAGUAUUUUGAUGAGCACAUGAAAACACACACAGGUGAAAAGCCAUACAUCUGCGAGAUCUGUGGGAAGAGCUUCACCAGCCGCCCCAACAUGAAACGCCACCGCCGGACCCACACGGGAGAGAAGCCCUACCCUUGCGACGUCUGUGGUCAGCGUUUCCGUUUCUCCAACAUGCUCAAGGCCCACAAGGAGAAGUGCUUCAGGGUCAGCAACCCGCCAGCUACAGAUCCCAGCCGAGAUACAGACUCCCUUGGUCUCCCCACAUCUCAGAAUGCCAACUCAACUCAUUUGACAACUGGAGUUCCAGUCCAUUCGACGUCACAUUCCCACGCACUUCCUCUGCCUCUUGUGCAUCCUCAUGCACGUAGCAUACCUCCUCCUCCUCUGUUACCCCCCCCACCAGCUCUCUUCCCAGGUAGCAGAGUGAAUAUGAACAACUAGACCCUGCUCAGUCUGGUGCGUCAAACUGGCUCGUAAUUCCACAGGUCUCUCCAAUGCCAUUGACUGUUGUAGGAAGCAUUCCGACUGGGUCUAUUCUGAACAGGCAUCAUGUCUGGGUUUCAGUUUGAGGGCCCUGAGGGUCUUGGCCUUCAACAGAAGCAUCAGGAGCCUUGAGGUCAUCAUUGCCACUCAAAUUCCCCAAGCCGUGAAGGUAAUAUUCUCAUCUGUUUGCUUGCGGAAAGAUGCAGACCAGCUACGCUUGACCUGUUCUUCUGAUACGCGUUGGACUUCCAGCUCUGAUCAUCCUUCAGUCUGUAUGGAUGGCGUAGAAGAGAUUCAUGUGUUAUUUUUUGACUAUGAAGAUCUAGAGAAAAUGCCCUGGUAGAGCAUGCCAGUGAGGAAGGUACAGUCAAGGACUUUCCAGACCUAUCUGGUCAAAUGUGGGUUUGGGGGAGUGAGAAGUAUAUGGGUUUCUCUUGGAGAUUGAAGGAGUGAGGUGCUUUCACCCAAGACAAGAAGGUUGGAAGAAAGCACUGUAGCUUUUCAUGUUCCUCUGAAGGGGAAUGGAGAAAUAUGGAAACAUUUCCCCAUGGAACUGGAAGGAAAUGGCAAGACAUGGAUGGUAAAGCUAUACUUGGUGUGAGAAAAUGGAUACUUGAGUGUGUGAGCGUGCAGCACUUUCUUCCAAGGCCAACUUCCCAUUCAUUCACUCUCCGUCAUUCUUGCCCAUCCCUUGGUGCAACUGUCCAUUUCUCAACUUCUGUAGUGUGAAGCUCACCUGGCCUCCUCUGAAGCUUCCAAGCUAGAGAUGAGGUCCCCCCUUCACGAAUAGUCACUUGAAAAUAGUAGAACAUUAGAAGCCUUUUUCUUGAUCACCAUCUGGGUACAACCAUCAGGCUUAAUUCAAGCAUCCUUGGGAGUGAUGAAGACAACAUCCAGCCUAAACACCAUCACUUAGUCUACAGAUCCUUGACUACACAUACUGUUCUUGAGCAGGAUUACUCACAACUCCUCUAGAAACCAACAUACUCUCUGCAAGCUCUUUUUCUACUGGUUUGGAGGAAGACAUUGAGCCGUUAAAAAAAUGUUUUUGGUUGUUUUAACUUUUUUUUUGCACUUUAUUAUAUCUAAUCCUAAGAGCUCUUCCACAAUAGGACAUUUGUAAGUUAUUCCAGACUCUUUUACCGAAGACCAGAACUUGGGGGCAUUAUUAGCUCAGCCAUUCUACGGUUGUCAUUCAUUUCCAAGGCAAAGGCCCCUUCAGUCCAUAUAAAAAUGGGCCAUGUUUCAAAAACCGACCCAUUCUUUUGCACGCAUGCAUACCAUAAGGGUUUCACUGCAUAUCUGCUUUGGGAAUCAUGUUUCCUCUUUCCUGCCCCAACUUUCACAGCUUUGGCAAAGCUUGGUGGAUCCUCUUUGGCUAGAACUUCCAAGACCUUUCUUUGUUUGUGUGUUUGUCCACGUGAGCAGGGCUGGCCCCUGGAACAACAGCCAUAAUGCCUGAAUGGACAAGGAAGAUGCUGCAGGAAGGCUGUGGCCCCAAAAAAUGUUCGAGAUAGUGCAAUAACGGUGAACUGGUGGACAAACGGCACGUGUUGAACUCUUGGGGGUUGAUUGUACGAUCUGUUCCUUCCUGGUGUGACCCUCAGGUCAAAGUCUUAAAGUGGUGGUUAACACUGGAAAGAGAGAUGCCUACAUCCUUUGAAACUUUGGUAGUGUAUAUUGGUGAGGAAGGAAGGACGGAAGGACAGACUUCGCACGUCUCAGACUAACUCUAUGAGUGCCUGGUAUUUGACCACCUAAUUAACUUUUAUGGCAUUUGGUAUCUACUGCCAAAUAGCCAGAACGGGGGGGAAAAAAUGUCCAUCAGUAACUCUUAGUAUUGGAAACGAAAGAAACUUUAUAACGAAGCACUUUAUUCUGUAUAGAUCUGUGGGAGGGAAAAUCUGAGAUUUUUUUUUUUUUAAUGCAUCUUAAGAAUUACUCUAGAAAAAAUACUGCACCUUUCCUUUUAACCGUCUUACAUAAAACCUGCAUAUUUUUUCUAGCUGGUGGGGGAAGGAUCUCCAGUGAUCACGGUCAGCUUCCAGUACUUACGGGUGUCCACCUUGGAACAGGUGGAGAACCACUUGGGCUCAAACCUUGCCCUCCCACUUGUUCAUGGGGGACCCAGCAUUUACUGGGGCGGGGGGUGCAAUUGGUACAUGAGAAGAUGCUAAACCCUAACAAUUAGAGCUUCCACCAUUUCAGAAGCCAGACCAGCCAAGGAGCAGCAAGAGAAGGGUUUACGAACAACUAAAUCAGUUGCUUAGUGGGCUGAUUCGCCCCUCUUCCCCACUGACCUUCCCCUCUAAAUGUGCUGGGAUGGACUAAACAUUGUUCUGCAGACUGAAUCAUGUCUUCAGUGGCAGAGAGAGAGGCCCGUUGCCUAUCAAAAAUAUUUCAGACCCCUUCCGGUCCCGUUGCCCGUAGUUCUGUAAGAAGGAAGCCCUUCUCAGAACAGAUUACAUUAAAGUGUGUUUUAAAUGACCGCCAAGCUGCUAGUCCACUGGAUUCCUCUCGUGCUAGCAGAGUUUCGAGGGUGACCCAAACUGCGUUACCAGUCUGUAUGACUUGCGUUGUCUGUUCGGGCUGUCCCCCUGCAAAACAUCAUGGCUGCAAUGUUGUGGCAUGUGUGUCUCCCCCUAUGCACAGGCCUUGGGUUUUUUUGCACUAGUGAUAGGAUUUCACAAGAGUUGUACUCAAUGCUCCCUUCCCAAAAAGGGGUUUGGCGCCGGACACCCGUCCAGAUCCUGAUUGGAAAUGAGAUCCGGGUCAUUUGAGAGCUCAAUUUAAGGGGCCAAAGGCUUACGCUAAACUCGGAAGCCCAUUGUUUACAUCGGGCGUGAAAUGGCUGUUUACCGACAGCAGAUCCCUUUUUUGCAAGUCCUGUCGUGGGAACACAUCUGGAGAGGCCCAUCCUGGUUGAAAGCCAUCCUGGUACCCCUCUCCAGAUGUGUUCUCAUUACAUUAUGCACUUGGGGAAUUCAGGGGUUCUUCCAGCAUAUCUGGAGGGCGUCAGGUUAGGAAACUCUCUCUUCAGGCAGACCUAAAGCUGGGGUUGCUUUAAAUAAAAGGUUUUAAUAUUUUGAAAGAGGUGUUUUUUUUCCUUGUUUCUCUUGACUCGCUCCUGCCAAAGAUGUUGGCUUCCUCCUCCUCCAACAGGUUUCUUGCUGGUUUAGAAGCGGCAUUGUUAAAAAAAAUGGAGUUUGUUUUUUUUAAUCCACCCCUUAAACCCAGCCAUAGAAAACGGGGGGGGGGUGUC